This is a messenger RNA of Brassica rapa (field mustard), 3431 nucleotides long. Its product is annotated as putative glycerol-3-phosphate transporter 2. Gene Ontology annotation, molecular function: transmembrane transporter activity. Gene Ontology annotation, cellular component: membrane. Gene Ontology annotation, biological process: phosphate ion homeostasis; transmembrane transport. Lineage: Eukaryota; Viridiplantae; Streptophyta; Magnoliopsida; Brassicales; Brassicaceae. The record is from RefSeq and is a predicted model, not a curated record.
CUCAUCUACCGCUCUCUCCUCUUGUUGCUGAAUCUAUGUUAAUCAAACCAAAAAAAACACCACAAACAUCUUAAAAAUCUCGGCAAUCUAACCAAGAAAUAGUCAAUCCUAGAAUCGGAAAACUUAAUCGGAACCCUAACCACACAACCGGAAAGUAGUAAAGCGAGAAAAGUGUCUCCUUUUCCUUUCCCCUUGGAUUUUUGUUUCUUCUCGACGACAUCGUCUUCUCCGUCAGUUUUAAUUUUCUUCGUCGCCGAUUUUGUUCGUCGUCUUCUCCAGUGAAACUAGAUCUACUUUUACUCACGAUGAAAAAAAAAAUAAAGUUUUAAUUUUUUGUUGGGCACAAGAUAAAAAAAAAACUAAUUUUAACUCUUAUACGUGUCCACCUCAUAAACUCCUGCAUUUUUAAAUUUCAAAUCUCAUAACUAGUCUAACUAGAAUUUAUUUGUCCAAUUACCAAAUUACCCAUACUUGGUUUACCUUUACAAAGGCCAAAUUGGUCUUCAAUCACACUAAAUUACCUCACUAGCACAUUGUGAUCUACAAUGUAAUUAAAAGAUGGAAAGUGACCUGCACUGAAAAUAACUCUUUAGAUUUCAAUGUGUAGAAACUUUUGGUGGAAACUUUCAGACACCCAACUAAGGUCGAAUUUUACAAAUUACAAGAAACGUAUUUAGAUUUCAAUGUGUAGAACGAUAACUCAUAUUUAACAGACAGCCAAUCUCUAACGUGAACACAUCAAUUAGAAUAUUGAUUUACAUAAUUGUUCAAGUCUCUAACAAAUCCAUGCCAAUAGUAGUGGAGACUCUGGUUUGCAAAUUGCAACUGGUGAAUGCAAAUAAGUAAAUGGCUGAAAUAUACAGGUAAUACCCUAAUACAAAUUCAAACAAUCAGAUAUGUAAUGAUGCUAUCAGAGGAACUGAAAAUGUAUAGCCUCAUACCUAGCUCAAAAUUGCUCUCAGAAUCUUAGACAACUUACACAAGAUUGUCACCAAAAAUGAAUAUUGUUGUUACAGUUCAUUCUUGCAAAUAGUCAUUUAGUAUAAUUAAAUGAUUUAUUAACUAAGAGAAAGAAGCAUUAUAAUAUAUGCUUAAUUUGUAGACAGGCAACUUCUGUCAUCUUCCUAUGAUUUAGAGAAAAAUGAAUAUGGACACUAAAAUGAAGCAUUAUUCCAAAGAAUGUUACUACUAUUAGUUUAUAGUUUCUGUAGAUAAACUAAACUAUUAGUGAGUUGAAUAUUUCGGUGAACUAUUUGAUGUUCUUACGUGCGUGCACAAACCACAGACCUGAAUGCCGACUUCCUAAUUCAUAUAAACUAUUAUUAGAUAAUUCUACAUUUGUGUUUAUAUCAGUGUAUGAUCUCGUCUUCUGUAUGUACUAUAGUUUACUUAGCGUACAUACUGUGAAAUUUAAUCUAGAAAAUUAGAGGCCAGUGAAGCAAAAGGCUUAGUCAAAAAUGAAAAAAAUAAUAUACAACAAAGGGGCAAAACAAUGUAUUCAUGAUGAGCUAGUUUCACCUUCUUUAAGUAGUGCUUCUCCUCCUCACAGCCUCUCCAACCAUUGAAGUGGUAGAGAACGGGAGUGAGAGAGAAUCCCUCCACAUUCUCUAAUAGUUUUCUGUAUGUUGCUCUGCUUGAUUUUAUAGAUACUGAGGUUUCUUGGUAUACAAGUGAUAGAUUUGUUCACAAAGAGACCAUAAACUCAUGUUUUGUUCUGCUUUCAGGUUUUGUCGAUUUGAGGAGUUACUAAAGAGAUGGCGUCAUGGACAUCAUCCCAAUUCCUGUAUGAAGAAACCAAACCAUGCGGUAUUCAGUUCCUGGAACGUUUCAAGCGUUCAGGAAGACUCUCCUUCAAGCAAUACCAAGCCCUUGUCUUUACCCUAACCUUCGUCGCUUACAUCGCCUUCCACGCUGCUAGAAAGCCUAACAGCAUUGUCAAAGGCACCCUUUCCGCGUCAACAGUCAGAGGCGGCUGGUCUCCCUUUGAUGGACCAGACGGAACAGCCUUGCUAGGACAAAUCGACUUGGCUUUCCUCUCUGUCUACGCGGUUGGGAUGUUUGUAGCCGGUCACUUGGGAGACCGUCUGGAUCUCAGGACGUUUCUGACCAUCGGUAUGAUAGGCACCGGCCUUUUCACAGCUCUCUUUGGGGUCGCCUUCUGGGCCAACUUCCACAGCUUCUACUAUUUCUUGGGGGUUCAGGUUCUGGCUGGGUGGUUUCAGUCAAUAGGUUGGCCUUGUGUUGUGGCCGUGCUUGGUAACUGGUUUGACAAGAAGAGAAGAGGGAUGAUUAUGGGUGUUUGGAGUGCUCACACUUCACUUGGUAACAUCACAGGCUCUCUACUCGCAUCAGGUCUGCUUAGGUUUGGGUGGGGUUGGUCGUUUCUUGGACCGGCUUUGCUCAUAACUUUCCUCGGUCUCGUUGUCUACUUUUUCUUGCCGGUGAACCCUCCAACCGUUGGUGCUGAGAGAGAUGGAACUGAAGUUGACUCCACAAUGAGGCUUGGUGACACCAUUACAGAGAGCUUCUUGGGGUCUAGAAUGAGUACUGGCUUCGAUAGAAAAGCAAUAGGGUUCAUGGCUGCUUGGAAGAUCCCUGGUGUUGCUCCUUUCGCCUUCUGCCUCUUCUUCACUAAGUUGGUCUCUUACACUUUCCUCUACUGGCUUCCUUUCUACGUCAGCCACAACAUGAUUGGAGGAGAGUACCUGUCCGAAGAGACAUCAGGAAACCUGUCAACACUCUUCGACGUAGGAGGCGUGGUGGGAGGAGUCUUAGCCGGAUACAUCUCUGACCAGCUCGACGGCAGAGCCAUCACAGCUGCAGGAUUCAUCUACCUAGCCAUCCCAGCCCUCUUCCUAUACAGAAUCUACGGACACAUCUCAUUGACAAUCAAUAUCAUCCUCAUGUUCACGUCAGGAGUCUUUGUGAACGGACCUUUUGCUCUCAUCACAACAGCUGUCUCAGCUGAUCUCGGUACACACAAGUCUCUCAAAGGCAAUGCAAGGGCUUUGGCUACGGUUACAGCUAUUAUAGACGGUACAGGAUCAGUUGGUGCUGCGAUUGGACCGGUUUUAACCGGUUACAUCUCAGCGAUUAGCUGGGAUGCAGUGUUUUAUAUGCUGAUGACUGCUGCUUUUAUAUCUGGUUUGUUGCUUACUAAGCUUAUUGUAACGGAAGUGAAAGCUAUGUUGUACGGAUCAUCUGAUGAAGGUGAAGCGGCUACUUCUUCGUCGCCAGCAACCAGAGCUCCCAUUGAUGUUCUCCUCUAAGUUUUUUUUUUGUUUGUUGGUUUUUUCUCUGUUUUUCUUUGAUAAUUUUUCAUUACAAGUGAGAGACUUUAUGUUGUUUUUUUGGUUUCUUAUUUUCUUUGAUCAAUGUCUAAAGUUUUAACCUUUGAAUGAGAAUAAAAGUUACGUUCGCUAAUUUAAGAA